Rhodofomes roseus is the source of this 1823-nucleotide messenger RNA. Its product is annotated as HotDog domain-containing protein. Gene Ontology annotation, molecular function: fatty acyl-CoA hydrolase activity. The transcript is spliced from 11 exons. The record is from RefSeq and is a predicted model, not a curated record. Gene Ontology annotation, cellular component: mitochondrion. NCBI's taxonomy places the organism in Eukaryota, Fungi, Basidiomycota, Agaricomycetes, Polyporales, Fomitopsidaceae. The coding region runs from base 84 to 1724 and encodes 546 amino acids. Gene Ontology annotation, biological process: acyl-CoA metabolic process.
UAAGAGUGGGGACAGUGCAGUCUGCAUCGCUGUCCAAAUUGACCUCCUCAUCGUUCGAAACAUCCUGCAGUCGCCUAUCCGCGAUGCUAGCCAACAGGAGCGCAGGACUCCGUGCGCGCGUUGCGCACCAGGUCUGCACCGUGCGGCCCGCUGCCGCCUUGCCGGCAAGUCGUCCCACUCCAGGCAAAUUCGGUCGUUCCCAGGGAGCCAAAACCAAUGCGAUUUCUGCUCGGGCCCUAUCUACGACGUCUUCUUUGCGCAACAGCAAUGCCGAAUUCUCGAGGGAGCGUGAGCUUGGCGCGAAGGAGGAGACAAACGAUGUCACCACGACGGACAGAUUGCUGAAGGAGUCUCGAAAGAGAGCGGACUCCGCACAUCAGGUCGUUCCCAUCCGCUCGCGGAUUCUCUGGUCUGAAGCGCUGAUGCGCCAAUCCAUGCCGCCCUCCACCGCCGACCCAGACACCUCGCGCCCGAACCGCAUCCCACCCGAUGUGCCACGCAACAUGCAUGACUCGUACUGCGAGCUCCUCCUGCCCUUCGCGAGCUCCCCGGAGCUGCUCGAGCAAUACACCAAUGCGAGCGGCGGCAUCCGGACGGGCAUGCUGUUGGAGCACUUGGACUCGCUCGCGGGUGGCAUCGCGUACAAGCACAUGUUGGGUCCGGGCGUGGAGGUGCUGAGCAAGGACCAGGGAUUCUACAUCGUCACCGCGAGCGUUGACCGACUGGACAUGCUGGCUCCGCUGUACCCUGUGCGGGACAUGCGCCUAAGUGGUCAGGUCAUCCACACAGGACGCAGCUCCAUGGAGGUUGCUGUCCGCAUGGAGGCACUAGAGAAGGAUGGGCGUGAACAGACCAUCAUGCUCGGUCGGUUCUUCAUGGUCUGUAGGGAUGCAAGGACCCACAAGGCCGCGCCGGUGAACCCGCUCAGUCUGACCACAGCCGAAGAUAAGCAGCUCUUCGCGCUUGGAGAAACGCACAAGGACCGCCGUCGUGCGCGUACCUCAGCGGCGCUGGACCGCGUGCCGCCUACCUCCUCCGAGGCGGAGGAGCUGCAUUCGCUCUACCUGCAGUACGGCAACUACGGCACGAGCACCGGAAAGAGCGAGAAUGAGCCGUUCGUGGGUCCAGAUGGGCUCCAGCGGGUGUGGAUGGGUGACACGCGCCUGGAGAAGUGCAUGAUGAUGUUCCCGCAGGAAAGGAACGUGCACCAGAAGAUCUUCGGUGGAUACCUGAUGCGUCUUGCGUAUGAGCUUGGCUUUGCGAACGCGGAGCUUUUCACGGGAUGCCACGUUCUCUUCGUCUCCCUCGACGGCAUCUCGUUCGCGAAGCCCGUCCCUAUUGGUUCCAUCCUUCGUCUGACGAGCCACAUCCUGCACACCACGCAGUCCGAGAAAUUCCCUGGACUGAUCCAUGUCGUUGUCCAGGCUAAUGUCGUGGACGUCGCGACUGGCAAGGAGCAGACCACCAACGACUUCAGGUUCACUUGGUGCACAGACCAUAACAUCCCUGUGACGAGGAAGGUUGUUCCCAAGACAUACAAAGAGGCGAUGCUCUGGCUCGAGGGCCGUCGUGCCCUGGAGAUGGGCGCCGAGAUCCGUACGUUGAGGUACGCUGCUGGCGGACCUGGCAUCCACGGCACCGAGCCUGUCAAGAAAUCUGACGACGCCGCGGAUGGAGAGAAUCGAGUUGGCGGUGGUUGGCGGGACGCAGAAGAGCAGCAAUGAAUCGUUGAGGUCGGACUUUGACAUAGAGAUAUAUUAGUAGUGGCCACGAAUGUUUUGUAUAGUACCUCGUCGCACAUCCUAUCCUGUUGUAUGUCUCCA